AUGGCCGCCCUCAGCAGCCCCGGCUCCAGCCCCCACCCCACCUCCCCCCGGGUCUACUUCCAGUCCCCCAGCGAGACCUCCGAGGAGCCAGAGAGGCGACAUCCGGGGAAAGUCACCGUCAAGUAUGACCGCAAGGAGCUGAGGAAGAGGCUGCGGCUGGAGGAGUGGAUCCUGGAGCAGCUGGUCCUUCUCUAUGACUGCCAGGAAGAAGAAAUCCCAGAACUGGAAAUUGAUGUGGAUGAAUUGUUAGACAUGGAGACUGAUGAACAGAGAGGAGAGAGGAUGAAGGAACUUCUUAAUGACUGUUACAAACCAACAGAUGCCUUUAUAACUGGGUUACUGGAGAAGAUUCAGGGAAUGCAGAAGCUAAGCACUCCACAGAAGAAGUGA
Staurois parvus is the source of this 390-nucleotide messenger RNA. NCBI's taxonomy places the organism in Eukaryota, Metazoa, Chordata, Amphibia, Anura, Ranidae. The record is from the annotation of a GenBank genome assembly.